Striga hermonthica is the source of this 672-nucleotide messenger RNA. NCBI's taxonomy places the organism in Eukaryota, Viridiplantae, Streptophyta, Magnoliopsida, Lamiales, Orobanchaceae. The record is from the annotation of a GenBank genome assembly.
AUGCCUUUCAAUCUUAAUACCGAUUUUCCCGAAGCUGAAAUUCUAUCACAGGAAGGGUUAAAAGAGAAGAACCUAAUAAAAAGGUUGCCUGGGCAACCUCCUGUUUCGUUCAAGCAGUAUAGCGGAUAUGUCACCGUGAAUGAAAAGGCCGGUCGAGCUCUCUUCUAUUACUUUGUAGAGGCUGAUAAGAAUAUUGCAAGCAAAUUGCCUCUUCUUCUCUGGCUCAACGGAGGACCUGGGUGUUCUUCUCUUGGUUAUGGAGCAAUGCAGGAGUUGGGUCCGUUUCGGGUUUACAGUGAUGGGAGAACAUUAUACAAAAACGAAUAUGCAUGGAACCUUGUGGCAAAUGUGCUAUUUUUGGAAACUCCUGCUGGGGUGGGGUUCUCGUACUCAAAAACAAAGGUCGAUUUUGUGACUGGUGGCGACAACAAAACAGCCAACGAUAAUUAUGUAUUUCUGGUUAACUGGCUUGAGAGGUUCCCAGAGUACAAGUAUAGAGCUUUUUACAUCGCUGGCGAGAGCUAUGCUGGGCAUUAUGUGCCUCAAUUGGCUCAAAGACUUCUCUAUCACAACUUGAAGUCCAAAAGCACUACGAUCUAUAUGAGAGGGAUAAUUAAAGGCCGAGACCGUAAGAGGCCUCAUACUCCUACGCACCACCCCUCGUUGGACUAG